AUGUCUGACGACGAAGACUACGAUAUUGCAGGUUCUUUGGCCCUCACGGGUAAAGACUUCGACUCUGACUCUGACUCCGACUCUGGGUUUGGGUCUGGUGGUUUCGACAGCGACAAUGAUGAUCCCAAAGACAUAGUCAGCGAUGAUGAAGAUGAAAAACCAGCCAAGAAGAAGCUCAAAGCCACCAAGGCAGCCAAGGCUGCUAAACCGCAAGAUGCAGCAUUUCCUAGUCUUGAGCUUUCAGAUGAUGAAGAAAACGCCGACUCCAAGGAUAUUGCAUCGUAUUUUGCUGUGAACAACCCUAAUGCUAAGAAGGCCAAGGCAGGAACAUUUGCAUCAUUCGGUCUCUCCAAGUACAUCUUGGGUAACAUCAACAAAAAGGGUUUCAGACAGCCAACUCCAAUCCAAAGAAAAACCAUUCCGUUGAUCAUGGAGAACCGUGAUGUGGUGGGUAUGGCCAGAACCGGUUCCGGUAAGACUGCAGCCUUCACUCUUCCCGUUAUUGAGAAGUUGAAGUCACACAGUGCUAAAGUAGGUGCUAGGGCGGUAAUCUUGUCGCCAUCGAGAGAGUUGGCCUUGCAAACAUUCAAGCAGGUGAAAGAGUUCAGUCGUGGAACAGACUUGAGAUCCAUUGUGCUUAUAGGUGGUGACUCUUUGGAAGAGCAGUUCUCCUCUAUGAUGAGCAAUCCCGACAUUAUCAUUGCUACUCCAGGUAGAUUUUUGCAUUUGAAAGUGGAGAUGCAAUUGGAUUUGAGCACUGUCGAGUACAUUGUAUUCGAUGAGGCUGACAGAUUAUUCGAAAUGGGUUUCGCAGAACAGUUGAACGAAUUGUUGGCUGCUUUGCCAUCCUCUAGACAAUCCUUGUUGUUUUCUGCCACCUUGCCUAGAUCUCUUAUUGACUUUGCCAAGGCCGGUUUGACCAAUCCCGUUUUGGUGCGCUUGGAUGCCGAAAGUAAGAUCUCUGAUCUUUUGCAAAUGGCAUUCUUUUCUACCAAGAAAACAGAAAGAGAUGCUGCACUUUUGCACACCCUUCUGGAAGUGAUUAAGAUGCCUACGGCUACUCAAGAAGAAUUGGCAAAGAUCAAGAGAGAGAGCAAGAAGGCCGAUGAACUUUCCGAAGAUGAAGGGGACGAUUCUGCAAAGAAUGGUAAGAGAAAGAGAUUCAAGAAGGAGCGUUUGCCUCCCGCUAAUGAGCUUCCUUCACCAUUUUCAACUAUUGUCUUUGUUCCAACAAAGCAUCACGUUGAGUACGUGACAGGAUUGUUGAGAGAUGCCGGUUUCCUUGUCUCUUACAUUUAUGGUUCAUUGGACCAGCGUGCUAGAAAGGAACAGUUGUACAGAUUUAGAAUCGGACUUACUAGUAUUUUGGUCGUCACCGAUGUGGCUGCUCGUGGUAUCGAUAUUCCAAUUUUGGCCAAUGUUAUCAAUUACACCUUGCCUGGCUCUUCCAAGAUCUUCAUUCAUAGAGUGGGUAGAACUGCCAGAGCUGGAAACAAAGGUUGGGCAUACUCUAUCGUAAGCGAAAACGAACUUCCAUAUUUGCUAGACUUGGAGCUCUUCCUUGGAAGGAAAAUCUUGCUCACCACAAUGCAUGAGCAGAAGUGUGAGUUGCUCAAGGCUUCCAAGGGAACUGAUUUCGUGGAGCCCAAGGUUUCCUAUACCGACAGAAUGGUUUUGGGAGCCAUUCCACGUAUCCAGCUAGAGACCUCCCAAGAAAUGACUGAGAACCUCUUGCGUAAUAAUUACGACUUGAGGGGUCUCAAAGAAGUUGCUGCCAAAGGUGAGAAAUUGUAUCAUCGUACUAGGCAAGCUGCCUCCACUGAAUCUGUGAAGAGAAGUAAGGAAAUCAUGGAUACUGGCGCUUGGGAUGAGCAACACUUGCUCUUUGGACCUAAUUUGGAGAAGGAGAAGGAGAAGUUCCUUGCAAAGUUGAACAAUAGAAACAUUAAGGAAACCGUCUUCGAGUUCAGCAAAAAGGGCAGAGAAAAGGAAGAGGACUCUCUUGUCACUUUGAUGAAGAGAAGAAGAAGACAGAUUGCUCCACUCCAGCGCAGAGCAAAAGAAAGAAAGGAGUUGCUUGAAAAAGAGCGUGCUGCCGGUUUGAGUCACACUAUUCAAGAUGAGAUCUUGAAGGGAGAUGCCGGUGAAGUCGGCUACCACGUUACCAGUAUUGAAGCUGACGAUGCGGAGUUGGAAGAGGCAUUUGAAGACGCAGACCAAUUGAUUCAAAAGAAGAAAGAGAAGAAGAAGUCGUUCAAGGAUCCACAGUUCUACAUGAGCCACCAUCAGUCUGCUGAUGUCAUCCAGGACCAGCAGUUGUCGUUGAAUUCUUCGUUUGCUAAUGAUGCUGCCAAAGCCACAUUUGACUUGGAUAACGAUGACAAGUUGCAGAAAAACAGUCAGGUCAUGCGUUGGGACAAGAAGAAGGGUAAGUACAUCAACAGCCAAUCUGUUGAAGGUAAGAAGUAUAUUAUCGGCGAGAGUGGACAGCGUAUCCCUGCUACUUUCAGAUCCGGUAAGUUCGACGAGUGGAAGAAGCUGAGAAGAAUUCUGUCGAUGUCUUCCGCCAUGGCCGAAUCUACCGAGAACAAGGAAGAUAACAAGAGGUAUAAGCAUAAGAAGGUCACUGCGCCUAGAGCUCCAGAUAAGUUCCGUGAUGAUUUCCACAAACAGAAGAAGAAGGUGAACAAGGCUGUUGAGUCAGGAGUUAAUGUCAAGGGAUUUAAUAGACCAGGUCAGAAACAGGAGUUGAAGUCCACGGCAGAGAUUAGAAAGGCAAGAAACUUGAAGGAGCAGAGAAGAGCCAAGAAUGGUCGUCCCAGCAAGAGGCGUUAG
Messenger RNA from Sungouiella intermedia, 2835 nucleotides. Lineage: Eukaryota; Fungi; Ascomycota; Pichiomycetes; Serinales; Metschnikowiaceae. The record is from the annotation of a GenBank genome assembly.